Molecule: messenger RNA, 2315 nt
Organism: Durio zibethinus
Lineage: Eukaryota; Viridiplantae; Streptophyta; Magnoliopsida; Malvales; Malvaceae
Product: putative glycosyltransferase At5g03795
Molecular function (GO): glycosyltransferase activity
Source: RefSeq, a predicted model, not a curated record
UCAAACCUUUCCUCUCCGUUUCUCUGUCUUUUUCUCUCAUUUCUUUCUCUUACAAACUCUUUUUUCCAUUUUUUUUGCUCCUUUUUGUUCACUCCUCAUCGGUCAUCGGAUCCCUUCAAUUCCCAGAAUCUUUUUUUCUCUCACUUCAUUCAGAUGAGGUUGGGGGAUGGAAGGUACCUGAUGAAACAGGAACCAAGUCCAACCUUGUCAAGCACUUAGGAAUGGCUUGACAUCUUCAUGUAGAAUGAGAUGAGGAAACUAUUGGAACAUGUUGCUGUAGCCCUGAUUAGGGAAGCAAUCCGGCACUGCACAUGGCGGAAAGUUCAUUGGAGAAAGUUGUUGUUUGCUGGAGCAGUUAUGUCAAUAGCUGGUGUAGUACUUCCAACCAUUUUGUUUACUUACCACUGGAACAUCCUCUUCCUCCCUUCUCUUAUUAAUGAUUCAUCACACCAAUCUUUGAAUGGUUCCAUGCGUUUGAGCAAGAACAUGACUGAGGCAAGGUUGGAAAAACUUCAACUUUUUCCAACUGCUCCCUUUGUUUCACUGAAUUCAUCAAUUGAAGCUAAAGAAAGGCCUAGAGUUUACCGUAGGAGGAGAAAGAGAAGGAGGAAGAGUAAAAUAGAUGAUGGACCAAAGGUUGUGCCUCCUCCUCCUCGUAGACCAGCACCCCCUCGCUUACAGAGAUACCUUCGGUCUUUGUCGCCUGAUGAGGCUCUUAUAUACGCUAAAACGGAAAUUGAGCAUGCACCAUUAGUCGAUAACGAUGAUGAUUCUUAUCUGCAUGCUCCAGUAUUUCGAAAUGUUUCUAUUUUUCAAAGGAGCUACGAGUUGAUGGAAAUGAUACUUAAAGUCUACAUUUACCCUGAUGGAGAGAGGCCCAUUUUUCAUGAACCUCAUCUAAAUGGUAUUUAUGCUUCAGAAGGAUGGUUUAUGAAGUUAUUGGAGGCAAACAGGGAGUUUGUUACAAAAGACCCGGAGAAGGCUCAUUUGUUUUAUCUGCCAUAUAGUUCACGCCAGCUGGAGCUGGCACUUUAUGUGCCAAACUCACAUAAUCUGAGACCACUUUCAAUCUUCCUAAGGGAUUAUGUGAAUAUGAUUGCCUCGAAGUAUCCUUUCUGGAACCGCACACAUGGAUCAGAUCAUUUUCUUGUGGCAUGCCAUGAUUGGGGUCCUUACAUAACCACUGCACACAAGGAACUAAGAAAUAACAGCAUAAAAGCUUUAUGCAAUGCUGACCUAUCCGAGAAUUUCAUUGCUGGAAAGGAUGUUUCUUUACCAGAAACCGCCAUAAGAAAUGUUGGUAGACCUCUUAGAUAUAUAGGUGGUGGGAACAGGGUUUCACAACGCCCGAUCCUUGCCUUCUUUGCUGGAAACAUGCAUGGCAGGGUCCGUCCCAAGCUUCUCAAGUAUUGGCACAACAAGAAUGAAGACAUGAAAAUCUAUGGUCCUUUACCAAUUCGAGUUUCUAGAAAUAUGACUUACAUUCAGCACAUGAAAUCAAGUAAAUAUUGUAUAUGCCCUAUGGGGUAUGAAGUGAACAGCCCUAGGAUUGUUGAGGCUAUAUAUUAUGAGUGUGUGCCGGUAAUUAUUGCAGAUAACUUUGUGCUACCUUUUAAUGAAGUCCUAGAUUGGAAUGCAUUUUCUGUGACUGUGGCCGAAAAGGAUAUUCCAAAACUGAAGGAGAUUCUCUUGGCUAUUCCAUUGAGAAGGUACCUUAAAAUUCUAAUGCAUGUGAAGAUGGUGCAGAAGCAUUUUCUUUGGAAUCCGAGACCAAUGAGAUACGAUCUGUUCCAUAUGAUACUCCAUUCCAUAUGGUAUAACAGGCUGAACCAGAUCCAGAUUUCUCAGCCCUAGCCUGUUUCUCAAUAGGGAACAUUUUGUUAAGAAGAUGGACAGCUCAAAAGGGCCAAAACUCGUAACCAGGCAAGCAUCAGUUGACAGAAUUCGGAGGCUUAGCUGUUGAUCGGACAAAGAUUGCAACAGAGUUUUUAUUGCCUCGUGAUCUGUUCCCAUGUUCAGAAAUAAGUGUUUGGGGUCGGAAAGGGGGAUGAAAAACGAAUGAACUGCUUAUGCCAGAAUGAAAAUUCUUAAUACAGAUGUAUACUUAAUCAUUAAUUUGAAUUCUUUGUUACAUAAAUGUUCUAGUUCAUGGAUUAUGACCUUUAGCUUCAACUGUGGCAUUGACUAGAGUGAUUUAAACAGAGUGCAACUUCUGUAUUUCCCUAUAUGUUUCACCCUGAUUGUACGUCAUUGACUUGGACUGAAAUAUUAUACAUGCUUUUUCAAAUGAUGUCAAUUUGCUUCCAGAUGGAUGA